Messenger RNA from Xenopus tropicalis (tropical clawed frog), 1594 nucleotides. RefSeq names its product tumor susceptibility 101 (gene tsg101). NCBI's taxonomy places the organism in Eukaryota, Metazoa, Chordata, Amphibia, Anura, Pipidae. The transcript is spliced from 11 exons. Gene Ontology annotation, cellular component: cytoplasm; vesicle; endosome. The coding region runs from base 68 to 1258 and encodes 396 amino acids. Gene Ontology annotation, biological process: regulation of DNA-templated transcription; protein transport. The record is from RefSeq and is a predicted model, not a curated record.
GAAAUGAGUGACAGCUUCAGAACUUCCGGGAAAGUCCAAACAGGUAGUGGGAGAGUCGGGCUGUACCAUGGCGCUGUCUGAGGCCCAGCUCAAGAAACUGCUCGGGAAGUACAAAUACAGGGACCUCUCAGUGCGGGAAAUUCUCAAUGUCACCGUCCCUCUCUACAGAGACCUCAAGCCCAUCAUGGACUCCUACGUGUUCAACGAUGGCUCCUCCCGGGAGUUGCUGAGUCUGUCCGGUACCAUUCCUGUGCCCUAUAAAGGGAACACAUACAACAUCCCAAUCUGCCUGUGGCUCCUGGACACCUACCCCUUCAACCCCCCCAUCUGUUUUGUCAAGCCCACCAGUACGAUGACCAUCAAAACAGGAAAACACGUUGACGCCAACGGCAAAAUCUAUCUCCCGUAUCUGCACGAGUGGAAACACCCGCCGUCUGAUUUGCUGGGACUCAUCCAAAUCCUCAUUGUUGUUUUCGGAGAAGAACCUCCAGUUUUCUCCCGCUCUACUGCUCCUGCCCCGUACCCCAUGUACCCAGCAACAGGACCCCCAAACAGUUCCUACAUGCCCGGGGUGAUUCCCCCCUACCCACCCGCUGCACAUCCGGCCAAUCCCAGUGGCUACGGAGGGUUCCCAGGGUACCCACCCGCCGGGCAGUACCCCCAGACGUCCGGCCCCCAGAUCUUCCCUCAGCCCCCGGCUGCACAGCCCCCCGUCACUAGUUCUGGCCCCGCCAGGGAUGGCACCAUUGGGGAGGACACAAUCCGCGCGUCUCUCAUAUCGGCGGUCAGUGACAAACUGAGAUGGAGGAUGAAGGAGGAGAUGGACCGGGCCCAGGCCGAGCUCAACGCCCUGAAGCGCACGGAGGAAGACCUGAAGAAGGGCCACCAGAAGCUGGAGGAGAUGGUCACUCGUCUGGAACAGGAAGUGACGGAGGUGGAUAAGAACAUCGAGACCCUGAGGAAGAAGGACGAGGAGCUGGGGGUGGUGGUGGAGAAGAUGGAGAGUCAGUCCGAGUACCGAGACAUCGAUGAAGUGAUCGUCCCCACCGCUCCCCUCUAUAAACAGAUCCUCAAUCUCUACGCCGAGGAGAACGCCAUCGAGGACACCAUCUUCUACCUGGGGGAGGCGCUCCGGCGCGGCGUCAUCGACCUCGAUGUUUUCCUUAAGCACGUCCGGCUCCUGUCCCGCAAGCAGUUCCAGCUCCGCGCCCUCAUGCAGAAGGCCAGGAAGACGGCGGGAUUGAGCGAUCUGUAUUGAAGCCCCGCCCCUUCCCUUUCUCCUCCCCAGACUCUUCCUUCAAACAUUAGAAAUGGGGGUUAACUUAUUCCUAGAGACCCAGUUGGGGCAGCUCGUCUUGUUUGGUGCCCUUGGGCUGAGGACUGAUGGUACCGCCCCCGCGGACUAACAUUACGCCAGUGGGUGGGGCUCCCUUCGGAUCUUGUUCUUCACCAGCAGUAGGUGGGCUCUGUGUGGGAACAGAGGGAAUGCUGGGAAUUCUGUGCCAUGGGUGGGAGGAGCCACUCGUAGCACCAAAUCCCCUGUAUGCUAAUCGGCUGAUUAAUAUUCGAAUUAAAUGGCUACUGAUUCGUUCUG